Messenger RNA from Kockovaella imperatae, 1435 nucleotides. Its product is annotated as phosphatidic acid phosphatase type 2/haloperoxidase. Gene Ontology annotation, molecular function: phosphatidate phosphatase activity. NCBI's taxonomy places the organism in Eukaryota, Fungi, Basidiomycota, Tremellomycetes, Tremellales, Cuniculitremaceae. The record is from RefSeq and is a predicted model, not a curated record. Gene Ontology annotation, biological process: phospholipid metabolic process. The coding region runs from base 127 to 1326 and encodes 399 amino acids. The transcript has 11 exons.
CCCCUCUUUGAAAGGGAGGUGACUGCAGCUAUUCCUACGUUUGACUUCCAUUGCAUCCAGUUCCACAUCUGCUCAAUACUCGUGCGACAGUCAGUCAGUCAGUCAAUUAGCCGCCCUGUUUGCACCAUGGCAGACACUCGUCAGCCUGACCCGGCGAUUCCUCCCUCUGUCCCUACGGAGAAAUCACACCGAGGUUUCUUCUCCCGCUCAGAUCACCAACACGUUGGAAUGGGUCAAACCCAGUCCAACGAUACCACAACGACAACCACGGGUCAUCAAAACAUCCAUCCCAUGGGAAAAGGUCACCCACCCCAAAACCAGCAACAGCAGCAGCAGCAGCAGCAGCAGCAGCAGCCGCAGCGAGGGUUCAUGACUGGUUUUGUGUUCUCUCAUUGGAUCCGACUCAAUCUCGUUGAUCUCCUCUGUAUGGCUGCAAUGGGCGCGAUAGGAUUAGGCGUCUACGAAGCAAAACCUGCCCCUCAUAGGAGUUUCCCAGUGCAGUUUACGGAUGGGACUAUCGUCUAUCCUGAGUUCGCCUACCCGCUUCGCAAAAACAUCAUCCCCAUUUGGCUUGCUGCCCUCCUCGCUUUCAUUUGCCCCUUCAUCUUCUUCGUCCUCUUCCAAUUACGGAUCAGGUCAUUCGCUAUGCUUCUCGACACGACCAUGGGCCUCCUAGAGUCACUGAUCACUGCAGCAGUGUUUCAAGUAUUUCACAAGUGGCUCAUUGGCGGUCUCCGACCUCAUUUUUUGGACGUGUGUAAGCCUGAUGUCAGUGCAAUUGCACCUACGGGCAACGGAUUUCUCGAUAUAAUGUACACUAGAGAUAUCUGUACAGGCGACCAGAAUGAGAUCGAUGACUCGCUCGAAAGCUGGGUGUCAGGACACAGUACCGCUGCGGCUGCAGGAUUCGUCUAUCUCUUUCUCUACUUCAACGCUCAACUCAAGACUAUGAGCAAUCAUCGACCUGCCUAUUGGAAAAUGAUCGUGACCGUGGCUCCACUUCUCGGGGCCACUCUUAUCGCUGCCUCCCUCACCGUCGACGAAUUCCACGACUGGUACGAUCGCGUCGGGGGAUUCUGCAUCGGGGCACUCUGCGCCUUUAUCGCCUAUCGCAAGACCGUUGCAGCCGUCUGGGACUACAGAUUCAAUCACUUCUUGCUGCCUCGAAAUUCCUCCCUCUUCUUCAAGAACCGCUCGGGAGAGGGAGUAUACAGCUUUCACUAUUCUGCUCAAGAGGCGAUGACGCAACAGCCAACGGCAAGUGAAGGCGGCUGGGGCCGAGGUAUGAGUAUCGCUGGAGCGCCGAACGACGCGGUUGCUGUCUGAAACCCACAUUCACGACAAGCUCUCAGAGUCCCUCGAAUAGCUCAAACGACUCUUACGACCAUACACGGACACUCCGGACCCACUUUCACGAUUCUGUGCAAAUGUCCAU